Messenger RNA from Mesoplodon densirostris (Blainville's beaked whale), 1527 nucleotides. It is a transcript of the gene CCNDBP1, whose product is annotated as cyclin D1 binding protein 1. The record is from RefSeq and is a predicted model, not a curated record. NCBI's taxonomy places the organism in Eukaryota, Metazoa, Chordata, Mammalia, Artiodactyla, Ziphiidae. Gene Ontology annotation, cellular component: nucleus. Bases 84 to 1160 code for a protein of 358 amino acids. Gene Ontology annotation, biological process: regulation of cell cycle. The transcript has 11 exons.
AACCCGCGGCCCGGAAGUUGGGCAGUCAAGGCAGUGCGGCUCCCGCAGCGGCUUAGUCCGCGGACUGCUCGUGUCCUGCUGAGAUGGCGAGCGCAGUUGCACCAGUAGCCGCAGCCUCCACCCUGCCUCCGCCUUUGGAGCAGCUCCGGCACCUAGCAGGGGAGCUGCGGUUCCUCCUUCCUGGAGUGCGGGUCGGCGAAGCCCGGGAGACCACCAAGGAGUUUGAUCGGGAAACCUUUUGGAGGAGACUCCGUGAGGCAGCUAUAGCAGUGUCAAGGGCAGCCACGACUCUGACCGAAGUCUUCUCUCGACUUCCACUGCCGUCACCACAGGAAACCCAGAAGUUCUCUGAAGAAGUCCAUGCUGCCAUCAAGGCAAUUAUUGCAGUAUACUAUUCGCUUCCCAAGGAUCAGGGAAUCACCCUGCGAAAGCUGGUACGGAGUGCCACUCUGGACAUCGUGGAUGGCAUGGCUCAGCUUGUGGAAGUGCUUUACGUCACUCCAACUCAGAGCCCUGAGAACCUUAUUUCCUACAACAGCGUCUGGGAGGCGUGCCAGCAGGUGCCUCGGAUCCCAAAAGAUAACAAAGCUGCAGCCCUUUCAGUGCUGACAAAGAGUGUGGAUCUUGUGAAGGACGCCCAUGAGGAAAUGGAGCAGGCUGUGGAAGAAUGUGACCCUUACUAUGGCCUCUUGAGUGACAUUGAGGAGGACAACUCUGACAACCACGGUGAUGAGGAGGAUAUAUUGGGAUAUCCAAGCAAUCGGGACUCAUAUUGGUCAGAGGAAGAUCAGGAGCUCAUAAUCCCAUGCCUUGCACUGGUGAGAGCAUCCAAAGCCUGCCUGAAGAAAAUCCGGCUCUCAGUGGCAGAGAAUGGGAAGAAGGAUCAGGUGGCCCAGCUGGAUGACAUUGUGGACAUUUCUGAUGAGAUCAGCCCUAGUGUGGAUGAUUUGGCUCUGAGCAUAUACCCACCCGUGUGCCAUCUGAGUGUGCGAAUCAAUUGUGCAAAACUUGUAUCCGUUUUAAAGAAGGCACUUGAAAUUACAAAAGCGAGUCAUGUGACCCCACAGCCAGAAGAUAGUUGGAUCCCUUUACUUAUUAAUGCUGUUGAUCAUUGCAUGAACAGAAUCAAGGAGCUCACUCAGCAUGAAGUUGAAUUAUGAAUUUUCAGGCUCAUUUGUACUCUCCUCUCUCCCUUUCUUACUGUCGCAGCCAAGCUCUGAUGUCUGCUUUUAGAAUGGGGCUAGGAUACUUUCUGGACUGAAAGGGAGGUCCUAUCUAUACCUAUCAAGAGACAUUAUUACCAAAGUUUGUUGAUUAGGCCAAACUGGCAAUUAUUUAUAAACCAUAUGAAUAUGAUAUGUUUUUCUGUGCCAGAUAUAAAAGAUAACUGUAUGAGUUUUUAUUCUUGAGUUGCCUCUCAGAGAUUCCUGGGGAAGCUGCCUUAUUCCCUAUUUGCAAUAACAUGUGUCGUUUCAUUGUGAAAGAUGUUGAUAGUCUCAAUAAAAUGCUAACCUGCUAGUGGUUAAA